Messenger RNA from Mugil cephalus (flathead mullet), 7363 nucleotides. RefSeq names its product myosin 1D (gene myo1d). Gene Ontology annotation, biological process: vesicle transport along actin filament; actin filament organization. Lineage: Eukaryota; Metazoa; Chordata; Actinopteri; Mugiliformes; Mugilidae. Gene Ontology annotation, cellular component: actin cytoskeleton; myosin complex; cytoplasm. The coding region runs from base 392 to 3406 and encodes 1004 amino acids. The record is from RefSeq and is a predicted model, not a curated record. The transcript is spliced from 22 exons. Gene Ontology annotation, molecular function: actin filament binding; microfilament motor activity; ATP binding.
AAAACUGUCGGAGCUGGCGCACGGUGUAACGGGACAAGGAAUACAUUUGCAGUUUGAAGAGGACACUUUGCGUGGACAUGAGGAUAUUUUUGGAUUACUUUUUUUAUUCGUAAUUAAAAAUAUUUUUUUAUAUAUAUAAAAAAAGUGUAAAACUUCCAUUUGUUUUAAUGUUUAUUUCAUAAAACAUGAGAAAUUGAAUUACAAGUUGACUUGCCUCACUAAUGAGAAUGCGCAUUGAGCACACCGCGGUGCACUGAGGACGGUCAGGAGGAGCUCCGUGAAGCCCGCCAAUGUUCACCUUUUGUCGGCACUUCAGAGCAACUUGUUGAAUAUAUAUACAUAUAUUUUUUUUUCUUUACCCCGCGAGCUCCGGUGAGAAAAGGGUGACAACAUGGCAGAGCACGAGAGCCUGGAGUAUGGAAAGGCAGAUUUUGUGCUGCUGGACACCGUGUCCAUGGAGGAGUUCAUGGCUAACCUAAAACUCAGGUUUGAGAAGGGGAGGAUCUACACCUACAUCGGAGAGGUGGUGGUGUCCGUCAACCCGUACCGCGCCAUGAACAUUUACGGCCGGGACGUGGUGGAGCAGUACAGGGGCCGCGAGCUGUACGAGAGGCCGCCCCACCUCUUUGCCAUCGCCGACGCUGCGUACAAAGCCAUGAAGAGGAGGAACAAAGACACUUGCAUUGUCAUCUCAGGGGAAAGUGGAGCGGGAAAAACGGAGGCCAGCAAGUACAUAAUGCAAUACAUUGCUGCUAUUACCAAUCCUAAUCAGAGGGCCGAAGUUGAAAGAGUGAAGAACAUGCUGCUUAAAUCCAACUGCGUCUUGGAGGCCUUCGGGAACGCCAAGACCAACCGCAACGACAACUCCAGCCGCUUCGGCAAAUACAUGGACAUCAACUUUGACUUCAAGGGAGAUCCCAUCGGAGGCCACAUCAACAACUACCUGCUGGAGAAGUCCCGGGUAAUUUUCCAACAGGGAGGAGAGAGGAGCUUUCACUCAUUCUACCAGCUGCUCAGCGGAGCUCCAGAUUCCCUCUUGCGCUCACUCCACGUCCAGAAGGACCCGACGGCCUACAACUACAUCAGAGUCGGAGGCCAACUUAAGUCCUCCAUCAACGACAGCGCUGAUUUCAAAGCUGUAGCCGACGCCAUGAAAGUGAUCGGUUUCACGGGGGACGAGGUUCAGACCGCUUACAAGAUCCUGGCCACCAUCCUGCAUCUGGGAAACCUGACGUUUGGCACGGAUGGCGACGUGACCCUGAUAGAGAACACGAAGCUGGUGUCCGUGCUCAGGGACUUGCUGUCCACCUCGGAGGAGAACGUGGAGAAGGCGCUGCUCUACCGGACGGUGGCCACGGGCCGAGACGUCAUCGAGAAGCAGCACACGACGCAGGAGGCCAGCUACGGGCGCGACGCUCUGGCCAAGGCCAUGUACGAGCGUCUGUUCUGCUGGAUCGUGGGCCGCAUCAACGACGUCAUCGAGGUGAAGAACUACGACGCCAGAGUCCACGGGAAGAACACGGUCAUCGGGGUGCUGGACAUCUACGGUUUUGAGAUUUUCCAGAACAACAGCUUUGAACAGUUCUGCAUCAACUACUGUAACGAAAAGCUGCAGCAGCUCUUCAUCCAGCUGGUGCUGACGCAAGAGCAGGAAGAGUAUCAGCGAGAAGGGAUCCCCUGGAAGCACAUCGAUUACUUCAACAACCAGAUCAUCGUGGACCUGGUGGAGCAGCAGCAUAAGGGCAUCUUCUCCGUGCUGGACGAAGCCUGUAUGAAUGUGGGAAAAGUCACAGAUGAGGUUUUCCUCCAAGGACUCAAUGGCAAGCUGGCCAAGCACGCCCACUACACCAGCCGCAAGCUCUCACCGACCGACAAGAGCCUGGAGUUUGACAGAGACUUUCGCAUCAGGCACUACGCGGGAGAUGUGGUGUACUCUGUGGUCGGUUUUAUUGAUAAGAACAAAGACACUCUGUUCCAGGAUUUCAAGAGACUGCUGUACAACAGUAACAACCCAGUGCUGAAGGGCAUGUGGCCUGAGGGCAAACUGAGGAUCACUGAGGUCACCAAACGUCCGCUCACGGCCGCAACGCUCUUCAAAAACUCCAUGAUCUCACUGGUGGAGAACCUCGCCUGCAAGGAACCGUACUACGUUCGCUGCAUCAAGCCCAACGACGUCAAGUCCCCUCUACUCUUUGAGCAGGAGCGCUGUCGCCAUCAGGUGGAGUACCUCGGGCUGCUGGAGAACGUCCGAGUGCGUCGUGCCGGCUUCGCCUACAGACAGACGUACCCUCGCUUCCUACAGAGAUACAAGAUGAUCUCUGAGUUCACGUGGCCAAACCAUGACUUGCCAUCGGACAAAGACGCGGUGAAGAAGCUCAUGCAGGGUUGCAGGUUCGACCACGACGUUGCCUACGGCAAAACGAAGGUCUUCAUCCGCACGCCGCGGACCCUCUUCAGCCUGGAGGAGCAGCGGGCCGACAUGGUCCAGAGAAUCGUCCUCUUCCUCCAGAAGGUGUGGAGGGGAACCAUAGCCAGGAUGCGAUACCGGCGGAUGCGAGCCGCCCUGAUCAUCCUGCGGGCCUACCGACGCUACAAAGUCAAGUCCUACAUCCGCGAGGUCAACCGCCGCUUCAAAAACGUGCGAUCCAUGAAGGACUACGGCCGACACGUCAAGUGGCCCACGCCCCCCAAAGUCCUGCGCAAGUUUGAGGAGGCGCUCAAGAGCAUCUACAACAGGUGGUGGGCAUGGACGCUGAUCAAAGGCCUCUCUCCGGAGGACGCCAUACAAGCGAGGGCCAAGGUAGCCUGCCUGGAGGCCCUGAAGGGCCAGAGGGCCGACCUGGGGCUGCAGAGAGCCUGGGAAGGAAACUACCUGAAGCGAGACAGCCCCGACACGUCGUCCUCCUUCACGCUGGUCUGCAGCGAGCUGCAGCGGAAGGACAAAUUCAUGAGGCUCCUGUUCUCCUGCGACGUGCGCAAGAUCAACCAUUUCCACAAAUCGGAGAACCGGGCCGUGCUCAUCACCGACCGCCACCUGUACAAGUUGGACCCCCUGAAGCAGUACAAACCCAUGAAGAGCAUCCCCCUCUACAACAUGACAGGGUUGAGCGUGUCCCCUGGGAAGGACCAGCUGGUUGUGUUCCACACCAAGGACAACAGGGACCUGGUGGUGUGCCUGCAGGGCAUGGUGCCUGCCAAUGAGAGCCGCAUCGGAGAGCUGGUCGGCACCCUGGUUAGCCAUUUCAAAAGCGAGAAGAGGAAGCUGCAGGUGAACGUCGCCAGCCCCAUCCAGUGCAGCAUGAACGGGAGGAAGUGCACGGUCAUCGUCGAGCCCAAGAUCAACCAGUCGCAGCCGGACUUCACCAAGAGCCGAUCCGGUUACAUCCUGGCUGUUCCUGGCAACUAAAGUGGGCCGAAAGGAAAAGAAAAAAAAAAACAACCACACACAAAAAAACAAAAACAAAAAACAAACAGACGAUUUGAAAUCAGGAUUAGAUAAUAACGAAGAUAAGUCACUUCUUGAGCUGCUGAUGAUGUGUCGAUGUAGAAAGCGGCUCUGUGCAAGGACUGAGGUAGCUGAACCCUCACAGCAAAGCUAAUGCCAAAUUUAAUCUUUUUUUAUUUUAUUAUUAUUAUUAUUAUUUUGUGGGCUUCUGGGAAUAUUACUAUUAAAGAAAAGCAAUUUUGUUAAACAGAUUUAAAAACAUGCACUACGUGAUUAUCCAAAUUUCUAGUCAUUUUGCUUUGUGCAAUAUUUAGUUUAGUGUUAACUGAUGAGUCGUGUGAGUCCAAAGACUUCGCAGCGAUGUUCGACCCCUGCAGCUCCACGUGUGGAAGUCGGGGUUUAGAAAUCCGAAGAAAGAAGGAAAAACUAACUCCUGCGCUUAACGUUUCGAGGAAUUAAAACGUCAACGAGCUGAGCUGAACACGCGCGCGGUGAACGCGGCGUCCGCUUUCAGACCGUUAAGUGUUUACAAUCGCACGGCGAGCGAGGAGACGUGAUUCAGUGGUUCAGUCAGUGUCUGAAGUCCAGAGCGUAGUCACGGGGUGUUGAGUAGGAUGUGUUGAGCAUAUCCUGAACCUGCUAUAUGCACCAGCUAUUAAUUUAAAUCAUGCGUCUUAUACUCUCUAUGCAACGUCUACUUUUAUAAUACGCUUACACGUUAAAGGUUAACAUGGGUGUGAGCGACACAUAUGCACUUAUGCUGUUAAUAAAAACUGAAAAACAGAAGGCGAACGAGACGACGGCGACCAAAGCCUUCGGUUCAUACUCCUUUAGCUUAGCAUCAGCUAGCCAGUACUGUAUAAUCCCAUGUGAACCCCUCAUCUCCUUUGCUGUCUUUGUGCUGAGCGAGUAGCCUAACGCCUCGUAGUGAUCCUCAGUCCUUCUGAAAGGUUUUGACAGAUACCCCCUCCUUCACCACGGAGAGAGAGUGUGUGCGAGUGUGUGCUGAGUGUGUGUGUGCUGUACUCGCGUUGAUUGCGCUCUCGUCUUCUUGGCUCCGAGGCCGAGGGCCUGGCCGGCGUCCACACCGAAGUGGUGUGAAGUCUGCAAUCAUCAGACUGCUGCACCCCGGACUAUUUCUGUUGUUCCUCUGUUUUGGAGACGUUCGCUUUGUCUAAAAAUUCCAUCGCAGCGUGGCUUCCGAGGCGUCGCGGCAAAGCCAGAUCGCACCCAUUCGAAAAACCGUCGAACGCGGCGCUCUCGCAAGCUGUCCAAAGUUCUCGCGCACAUCACAACGUGUUCUUUAUGCAGUAGGAAAAAAAAAAAAACGGCAGCAGCACAGGCGGUUGUGAGGUCGAGACGUCGAGCUUUGUAACGAUUGAUAUUAAUAUCCGAAACGGGGAGAGGAGGGGAGGGGAGGGGGCGGCUUCCAAGAAAGUUCCAUCAGUGUGUGAUGGCGUCCUUUGAAUGCAAACACAGAUGGCUGUAAAGUGACAUUUGUGGAAAGCCGCGGUGCGUAUCGAACAGACGCUCUCGCUCGGCCCGGCGGUGAUGUUCGUUUCCGUCUGCGGUGUGAGAGCACAAGGCGUAAAUGUCUGUUGCUUUUGUUGUGUUAAUGUGUUUUCACUGCCGUACAACCGAGUGGAUUAAAACGCUUUCCUUCACCUUAGCAGUGAUGAGAAGUGUCUCUGUAAAUGUUCUGGAGCUCCAUCAGUCGUGUUAGUUGAGGCAUGCUAACACGCUAACCACUAGCCACGACAUGCUCCUUCUUUCUCUUUUUCUUUGCUGGACAGUAAACUCCAUCUGGGCAAUUAGCUAUGGAGGUUUUUUGGUUGUUGUUUUUUUUUUAAAUUUAAUUUGAUUGAAUAAAUGAAGAGAAGCUCUGAAGGAGCUUUCUCACUAACUCGGUGUUGUAAAACCGAGCUAAUUGCCAAUUACUAGCUCGUUAGCUCAGCCCGCUGAUGAGACCGUUUACGUCCAGAUGUGUGCAGACAGUUGUUUGCUCUUUUCCAGAGCAGCUUACAUUUUGACAUAAAAGCAACCAAUGAGCAUCUAUUGUUAAACCAGCCUGGACACGUGUCUGUCCACCUCAGUCUGAUUCAGAUUUACUCCCAUUUAUUUUCUUACUCUUUGAAACUCGUGUUGAGUUUGUUCACAUUGGAGCUGACGUCUGAGUGGAGGGUUUGUGGCAGGAAGAAGGAGGUUACAGAUUAGCACUGGCCAGCUUUCCGGCCCGAAUCAUUCAUCUUUGUAUGAACUGUCCUCACAUGGUAAGACCUGAUGUUCUUAAAAGAGACAGACAGAGCAGAGACACAGUUGUAUUGCACCUCCGCCCACAGACUCAGAGCCCGAGCCUCAAAGCUGAAGAGGCCGAGUUGUUGGCUUCUUCACACCGGGAAGGAAAAACUAGUUGGCAGUGAUUAGGGCCCGAGUGGUUUAUCUUAAUUAGUUCGCCUGUGCCCCUGUCUUUUUGAAGAAGUAAAUCUCCAUUCUACCUCGCCGCCUCCAGGAGGACGAGCUCGUCCCGGUUGUUACGAGACUUCGCCUCCGAGUCAAAAAAAAAAAAGGCUUUUUUGGGGAAAUUGGUGAAUUAAUAGCUUGGAUUAAAGGAGCGACAUGGGCGGCGUUAAGAAGCGUUUUUUUAGAGGAGCUCAGGCAGGACUGAGGAGAGCGUGGGCUAUAACGGGGCAGCUCUCCAUGUCCUCCAGCGCGGUUAAUCUCCCACAGGGCUUCUCCUCCUCUCCGCUCGGCUAUUCACCGCUCAUCAUUAGGAAGGAGUCCGUGUCACUUCUCAGUUGAGCGCUUCGCCCGGCGCUUUCUCCAGGCAAAACGGACCGGCGAACAAAGCCUCUGCCAACCCCCCCACCCUACACACACACACACACACACACACACACACACCUCUUUUCCUCUCUGCUCUUCCACUUCCCUUCUCCUCGUCAGAUCACUUGGCUCCUCGCCCGGGCCCGGCCGACUGCACCAUCCUGCAGGCUAGCGAAGGUUUCGCUGUUUUUGUUUUCUCCUUCUCCACAAGAAAAAAAAAAAAACUUUAGUAACAAAUAUCAUGCAGCAGCAGAAACAAUAUAUACUCAUUUACGUACGCGCUUUGUCGUCAGCGGAACCAGCGAAAAGAUCAAAACGAGCAUUUUGUUCGUCUGCCACUUCUUCUGACCUCUAAUUUCAAUUAAAUGUCAUGUUUACACGCACGAUGAAUGAAGCUAGUAGAGACCAAGGAAAAAAAAAACAAAAAAAAAAACAAAGCUGAUGGAUAAAGAUCUAAAUCUUUGUGUUUACAUGCUCCAAAGCGUCGAUUCGAAUGAACUUUGUUGGGCACGUGCAUGCAGUUAGAUGUUCCUUCAACCAAUCAGAGCCAUUUUCAGGUGACAAGUAUGACCAAAUAAACACAUUUUCCAUUUUAUUGAUUACUAGCUUUAUAAUUAACAAGCUUUUUUUUCUAAUUACCUCUUUACAUGAUGUCAAAUUUAAAUGGAGGCCCGUGCCAUCGUGUUGUUUCCGUAAAUAUUCCAUACAGUCAUAUGUACAUUCCUCUAGUUUCGGUGUGUUUUUUUGUUCCAGAUGCAUCCAACUCUGUCUAUAUAUCCAUCAUAUCAUAUCAUAUCGAGCCCGUCCAUUUUAGCCAAAGGGUAACCAAUUCCAAGUUUCUCGUCUGUAAUUUAUUCCGCGGCUUUAAGCAAAACCUGUGUGUACGCGUUCAUUACGUAUGUGCCUAAUUUUUUUGUAUUAAGUUUAUAUUUUGCAUAUUUGUGUAAUAUGUCAUAAUUACGUGCGGCAAUAUCCAGAAUGAGUCGAAAAGGGGAAAUGCUGUAAUACAGUUCAAAGUGUAUUGUGUGUGAAUGCAUUCCUUCAUGGAGAAUAUUUCAUUAAUCGGUUUAUUAAUAAAUUGAUUUGCUUCAGUGA